GAUGCUAAGAACCUUCAAAAGACCGUCAGCUUUGUCCAAAUACCACUUCAGCACCUCCCGACCCACCCUAAAAACACUCCACUUCCAAAACUCCUUAUCCAAAACCCUUGUUCCCUUCACUCCAUUAACAUCCCCACUCUCCUUCUACGUCUGUGGCCCUACCGUCUACUCCCACUCACACCUCGGGCACGCUCGAGCCUACACGACCACCGACAUGAUACGAAGAGUUCUUCGUGACUACUUCAACUACGAAGUCCAGUUCUGCAUGAACAUCACCGAUGUCGACGACAAGAUCAUCCACAAAAGUCACGAACAAGGCAAGGAAGUCAGACAAGUCGCCAAGGAAUUUGAGAAAGAAUUUAUGGACAGAAUGCAGGAUUUGGCAGUCGAGCCUCCAGAUUUUGUACCAAGAGUCAGUGAGUACGUGCAGGAGGUGGUCCAGUUUGUACAGAGGUUGGAGAAAAAGGGAUUUGCGUAUGAAGCUAAUGGGUCUGUGUAUUUUGAUGUGAAGGAGUAUUUGCAGAGAGGGAAUGAGUACCCGAAGCUUAAUAUAGCAGCCAAAGAGCAGUUAGAGAAGCUUCUUGAGGAGGGAGAAGGUGUUUUGAGCAAUGGUGAACUAAGUGGGGAAAAGAAAAGUCCCCAAGAUUUUGUAUUAUGGAAGAAAUCUAAAGAAAAUGAACCCUUUUGGGAAUCAAAAUGGGGGAAUGGGAGACCUGGAUGGCAUAUUGAGUGUUCAGUCAUGAGUCAUGAAGUUUUUCAAAGGUAUCCAAUAGAUAUCCACGCUGGUGGUGAAGAUUUAAAAUUUCCACAUCAUGAUAACGAAAUUGCUCAAUCAGAAGCUCAUCAUGGUUGAGAUAAAUGGGUUAAUUACUGGAUACAUAUUGGACAUUUACAUAUUGAUAAGCAAAAGAUGUCAAAGAGCUUAAAGAAUUUUAUAAAAAUUAAAGAAUUCUUGAAACUUUACUCAUCAAGACAAAUAAGAUUCUUAUUUUUGCUUCAAAAAUGGAACAAAAUAAUGAACUUUGAUCCUAAAGUAUCUAUGGCUGAGGCAAUUGCUAAAGAUAGCCAAUUUAGUGAAUUUUUCAAACAAGCUAGAGCAAUUGUCAGAAACUAUGAGAUUCAUCAGACUUCCCAAAAAUUUAAUAUGGAAGAUAAACAGUUGGAUUCUUUCCUGAGAGAUACAAAAGAAAGGGUUCAUCAUCACUUAUGAAAUAAUAUUGACACUCCUUCAGUGAUCAAUGAGUUGAGUUCAUUGAUCAUAAAGACAAAUUCUUACAUGAAAAGUGGAGAUAAUGAGCUCAAAGCUCCCUUAAUUCUCUCUAUUUCUAGGUUCAUUCUGAAGAUAUCUCAAUGCUUAGGACUUAUAAAUGACGAUCCAUUUGGGUUUGAUUCAACGCAAGAACUUACUGAUGAAACCUCUAUAGAACCCUUUGUUCAGGCAACUGUAGAUUUGAGAGAUAGAAUCAAGAAAUUAGUCUUUAAAAGCAAUAUUAAAAAGGAAUUAUUUGAAGAACUUGAUAAAAUUAGGGACGAAGACCUUGCUCGACUUGGAAUUCGAUUGGAAGAUUCAACCACAGGUGGAUCAUCUACUUGGAUAAAAGAGGAUCCUGAUGUCUUACUAAGUAAUAUUAAGGAAAGAAAGCUAGGGAAGAAACAGAAAACAAACAAAGCUAAGAAACCUAGUUAGUCCAAAAGAAAGAAAACUAUAUAACUUUUAAUAAAAA
Moneuplotes crassus is the source of this 1724-nucleotide messenger RNA. NCBI's taxonomy places the organism in Eukaryota, Ciliophora, Spirotrichea, Euplotida, Euplotidae. The record is from the annotation of a GenBank genome assembly.